UAUUUACACUACACACCCCAUUUUUAUCUACCACACCUGUAAAACACACGCCAUACCUAUCACAUCGAAAAAUACAUUAGCCACUUGUUAUUUAGCCCUUGAAACCUACUGUACUCUUGACAAGUUCCAGGGAUGAUGAGGUCUGGCAUUAACCUCAUACACCACACAAGAAUAGGCGUUGGGAAGACCACAUUAACUAAGAAAUUAACAGAAUAUGUGAACGAGAAGAUAGUUAAAACGUCAGGCUUUUACACAGAAGAGGUUAGAAAGAACCAUGUAAGGGAAGGUUUUGAUGUAGUCAGCUUAGACGGAAAGAGAGGACGAUUGGCAAGAGACAUGAGCCUCCUGGGUCCCGUUAAGUAUAAAGUUGGCAAAUAUGGUGUCCUGAUUCAAGAAUUCGAAAGUGUUGCCCUUCCUACUCUAGUGCAGACCGAAGACCCCUCACACUUGUUAGUUAUAGAUGAAAUAGGUAAAAUGGAGUUCUUCAGUGAGCCUUUUAAAAAUAAAAUAAAGGAAAUAUUUAGUCCUGCAUCUGAGUGUGUUGUACUAGCUACAAUUCCCGUGAGGAGGGGAGACGCCUUGAUUGAAUCUAUAAGGAGUAAUAGUAGAGCUAAAGUUUGGACAGUAACUAGGGAAAAUAGAAACACAAUUCACGAAGAUAUUUUAAAAGAAAUGAAAAAUGCAAUUCAAUUUUAGUUAAUUAUGCUUUAUGUUUGUUAUUUUAAAUAUAGGGUGCUACUUUCUUACAUUUUAUUUAACUUAAUCUUUAUCUUGUGGGGGCUGAUAAAUAAUGUUAUAAAUUGUUAUCUUUUAUACAGUUGGAUAAA
Pectinophora gossypiella (pink bollworm) is the source of this 827-nucleotide messenger RNA. Its product is annotated as cancer-related nucleoside-triphosphatase homolog. The record is from RefSeq and is a predicted model, not a curated record. Lineage: Eukaryota; Metazoa; Arthropoda; Insecta; Lepidoptera; Gelechiidae. The transcript has 4 exons. Gene Ontology annotation, molecular function: ribonucleoside triphosphate phosphatase activity. The coding region runs from base 133 to 696 and encodes 187 amino acids.